AUGUCUUCUCUCGUUGUCAACUACACUACUCCCAAGGGUUAUGAACUCAAGCUCCAAACUGGCCUCUUUAUCAAUAACAAGUUUGUAAAGGGUUCUGAUACCAUUGAAACCAUCAACCCUGCCACUGGUAAGGUCAUCGCACAUGUCCAAGCUGCUGAUAAGGAGGAUGUCGAUGCUGCUGUUCAAGCUGCCUCUGAUGCUUUCCACGGCCCUUGGAGCAAGAUGACUCCCUCUGAACGUGCUGCUCUCAUGUUCAAGCUUGCCGAUCUCAUUGAUCGUGACAAUGAAGAGCUUUCUCAAAUUGAAACUCUCGAUAAUGGUAAGGGUAUCACCUUUUCACGUCUCUUUGAUGUCAAGCAAAUCGCCAUCACUCUUCGUUACUUUGCUGGUUACGCUGAUAAGGUGCACGGAAAGGUCAUUGACACUGAGGGUGCUCUUUCGUACACUCGCCAUGAACCCAUUGGUGUGUGUGGUGCCAUUCUUCCUUGGAAUUUCCCUCUCAUGCUUCUAGGUUGGAAGCUUGGCCCUGCUCUUGCUACUGGUAACACUAUUGUGGUCAAAACCUCUGAAAUGACCCCUCUUUCCGCCUUAAAGGUCUGUCAACUCGCUGUUGAGGCUGGCUUCCCUCCAGGUGUCAUCAACGUCAUUACUGGUUAUGGUGCUGUUACUGGCGACGCUUUAUCUCGUCAUAUGAAGAUCUCUAAGAUUGCUUUCACUGGCAGUACUGCAAUUGGCCGUCGUAUCAUGCAAGCUGCUGCCGAAAGUAACCUCAAGAAAGUUACACUCGAAUUGGGCGGCAAAUCUCCCAAUAUUAUCUUUGACGAUGCUGAUUUAGAUCAAGCUGUUCGCUGGGCUCACAAGGGUAUUUUCUUUAACCAUGGUCAAUGUUGUUGCGCUGGUAGCCGUAUCUAUGUCCAAGAGAGCAUUCACGACAAAUUCCUCGAGAAGUUCAAGGAGUAUACUAGUCAAACCAAGCUGGGUAACCCUCAUGACGAUGAUACCUUCCAAGGUCCUCAAGUUUCCCAGACACAAUUCGAUCGCAUCAUGAGUUAUAUUGAGUCUGGUAAGGAGCAAGGUGCUACAUGUUACAUGGGCGGUAAGCGUUGGGGCGAUGAAGGCUACUUUAUUGAACCCACUGUCUUCACUGAUGUCAAGGAAGACAUGACCAUUGUACGCGAAGAAAUCUUUGGCCCCGUUGUCACCGUCUCCAAGUUUAAGGAUAUCGAUGAUGUCCUCAAGAUGGCUUUGGAUACUGAAUAUGGUCUUGCUGCUGCCGUCUUCACCAAGGACACUGCCCGUGCUAUUGACGUCUCUAACCGUCUCCAAGCUGGUACUGUUUGGGUCAACUGUUACAACGAAUUGGAUUACAAUACACCUUUCGGUGGUUUCCGUCAAAGUGGUAUUGGUCGUGAGAACGGUGAAUAUGCAUUGGACAACUAUAUCCAGGUCAAGACUGUUAAGAUCAAUGUUAGCCGUAAGCCAUAA
This is a messenger RNA of Mucor velutinosus, 1485 nucleotides long. RefSeq lists its product as uncharacterized. NCBI's taxonomy places the organism in Eukaryota, Fungi, Mucoromycota, Mucoromycetes, Mucorales, Mucoraceae. The transcript is spliced from 4 exons. The record is from RefSeq and is a predicted model, not a curated record. Gene Ontology annotation, molecular function: aldehyde dehydrogenase (NAD+) activity. Bases 1 to 1485 code for a protein of 494 amino acids.